AUGCUGAAAGAUAUAGGUUCUAACUCUGAUAGUAUUUCUUAUGGUGGACUUGACCAUAAUAAUGCGAAGUAUCAAUCAGCAUUUGAUGAUUAUUCAGACGAGGAGUUUGAUGAAACAGGGAUAGAAACACCAAGAUCUUUAAGAAAUGAUAAAUCAAUAUCAAGUGUCAGCAUUAAAGAUGACUUAAAUGUGAUAGAUGGUAAAGUGACAACCACUACUAUCCCUGUUAAAGAGCUGGAUGAUGAUUAUACAUCACGUUAUGUGAAGUAUCGAUCGAGGAAUGGAACUCCCUUGAAGCAGCCGCCCAUCAAUUCGAGCAGAAUGCUAACGAAUCUGGAUGACAUAGAAUUCGAUUCAAACGAAGAAGAUGACGUAGCAAUAAGAGCCAUGAAACUAAUAUCUCCAUCAAAGACAAAGCUGUCAAAGUACGAACUUUCAACACCGGUUAAAAAUAGAAUAGCAAGCGGUUUUAGCUCACCACCAUCGAAUCUAAAGUUUAGCAAUCCACUUAGAUCUGAAUCGCCUGCUAUAGACCAGGCUGGUAAUCCUGAUGUUCAAGAUAUUGAAUUCGACUCUUCAGCGGAUGAAGACAGAAUAGAUGUUCCAAAAGUUACCCCUGAUAUACCUAAGGUAGCAACUAGUCUAUUACUGGAAUCGCGAUCAGAAGAACCCGAAAAGAAUAGCUUCCAGGAGUUAUUGAAAAUGCUGGUCGAAAGAAAUUCUAAUCAAAAAUUCGUCUUGGAAAAGAGCAAUCAAUUAGAUAAAUUGGAUUCUGUAACAAUUAAUUCCUUAGAAAGAUCACCACAACCGAUCAAGUCAGAUGUUGAUGUAUCUAGAGAUAGUAUAAUUCAGAAGGUGAAUAAUACAUUAGAUGCUCUAAAUCAAUCUACAAGGAGGUUUCGGUCUUUGACACAUUCUCCCAAGCCAAGAAUCGUAGAGGAUGUGACAAAGGAGAAUGAAGAUGAAUUAAGUUCUGUUGAAUCAGAACCAGAUUUUGUAAAGCAUUUUCUAAAUGGCCCAAAAGAAGAUGUUCUUGCAAAUUCCACUCCUUUUCUAUCAAAUGAAGGAUUAGGCAAUAGACAGAAAACUUUGUCUCCAACUAGAUCAGAUACCAGAAAGAACAACGAGAGAUCAAAGUUUCGUAUAAUACCAGGGUGGACAGUUAGCCAGUGGACAAAAUUGGAUAGAAUAGUUAAGCUGAAGAGGAUAAAGCGAAAGGAAGCCAUAAAUAGUUCCUACCUUCUUCAAGAGUUGGACUGCACCAAGGAUGAAUUAAAGCAAAGAUAUGAUUUUUUGGUUAAGUAUGGUCCACAAGAUCCAAAGAGAAGAUCUAAGAGAAAAAUUUAA
Molecule: messenger RNA, 1347 nt
Organism: Scheffersomyces coipomensis
Lineage: Eukaryota; Fungi; Ascomycota; Pichiomycetes; Serinales; Debaryomycetaceae
Exons: 1
Coding region: 1-1347 (448 amino acids)
Source: RefSeq, a predicted model, not a curated record